This is a messenger RNA of Lodderomyces orthopsilosis Co 90-125, 1317 nucleotides long. RefSeq lists its product as uncharacterized. The transcript has a single exon. The record is from RefSeq and is a predicted model, not a curated record. The coding region runs from base 1 to 1317 and encodes 438 amino acids. Lineage: Eukaryota; Fungi; Ascomycota; Pichiomycetes; Serinales; Debaryomycetaceae.
AUGGUGUCGACAGCUACUUUGAAAAAACAUACAACAACUACAAAUACACCGUCCCCCACUACUCAUACCAAAAGAAAGUUGCAUGAGUUGGGUGACAUUUCCAAUACCCCUACCCACAAGCAACAGAAACAACAACACAAUUCUCAUCGUCAUCACGACACCAAUAAUAGUUCGUGGCAGCGUCGACAGCGACAACAGCAACUGACUAACGACAUGAAGUAUAUGAAUGAUGACGAUAUCAGCACACCAAAAAGUAAGAGGUCAAUGACGUCUUCUACUAAUUCCACUCCUGACAAACCAGUCACUAGACUGAACCUGAAACACCAGAUGUUAGUACAACAACAGAGGCAAAAACAGGGGGCAAAAGACGAGGAAGGAGCGCAAACACAACCCCCAUUAAAGUGCAAGAUUAAGCGUCAACUUCACUCUUCUGGUGACCAAGAGAACUAUACUCAUCAAGUAGAACAACAUCGUCAAACAUCGCCUUCACCUACUGAUAUUUCGUCACCACCAGCUAUGAAUCAAGAUGAAGAAUAUAUGUUGCAGGAAAUAACUAAGAAAUCCCAAUAUUUUAACCAGCCAAUGUCAAAUCACGUUGACAACGACAGUGCUGACCAAAACCAUCAACAGCAACGUUAUCAUCAACACAGGCGCUGCAAGUCAGUCACUUUUAAACUCCCACAUGAUGAAGAAAAGGGGUUUGAGAGCUCACCAUUGUUGACACCAAAGAAUGAUGAUAGCGACUUGGAAGAAGAGAUAUUAGCUAGACAUAAACAACAAUUGCAAAUACAAAAGGAACAAGAAUUGGUGUCAGUAUAUCCCUCAACUCCACCAGAAUCUUUUCAACAUGACGAAGAAGAUGAGGAUGUUAUGAAUGUGGACGAAGUUGAAACAUCACCAAUGGAGCAAGUCUUUUCUCCACAAUCACAAUCACAAUCUAUGGCUCUGGAAGCUAAAUCUGAAAUACAACAACAACUGCUGUCUGAUAUAUUAUCGAAAAACACCGACUAUAUUUCCCUUUCAUCCACUUUAACACUAAUUCAAAACCAACGUGAGCAAAUUGAACAAGACAUUGUACAAUUAUCACAACUCAAAUCACAAAUCAAUACAUCUUCAAAAGAAGAUACAAUUAAAUUUGUUACAAAGUUAUUACAAGGUGGAAAUCAAUUGGAUUUACCUGAACCAACUCCAAUUGUAACUUGUCCAUAUAUACAAUGGGAAAAAUAUCAUCCUACUUUGGCUAAUAUAUCACUUGAUUUACAAGCAGAAUCAAAUAAAUCAAACAAAAACGACCUUCCUUUUAAAUUUGUCAUUUAG